CUGAUCAUACUGAAAAUGUACUCAAUACUACCCAAUUGUUUGCCCCUCUUUGGCCAGGUUUUAGCCCGUAAGGCGGCAUCUACGCGCGGAACGACUACUUGGCUUGCUGUACGCGGACUUCCUGCAGGCAAGCAAAGUUACACCUCAAGAAUACGAGAAGAAACAAGGCCGGCACGGUUGUUGAACCGCUUCAGUCUGGGAGCCCUUCCUUCUUCCUCCAUCGUGGAUUUCCAACAAACCUACGGGCGGGCUGCCAUGGAUAUGGCCUCAGCCGAACAGGGCCAGUCCGCAGCGCACCGCUGGGCCUACGAUGGACCUCGUAUGGGAUCCGGACUAGAUGGCUCUGGUAACUUACUCGCUCCAGACGAUGUGGACGUCUUCUUUCACUCCCUGGACAGUAACGGAAACCCAGUAAACCCUGCAAGCUACUAUGCCAGCCCUGCAGCCGCCAGGGCUGUUCACGGUUACAGGGGACCACACGCCAGAGUAUCAGGAGGCCAAGUCUGUCGGCCACACUUUCACCCUCCUUUACACCCAUGGAUCACCGAAACAGCCAAGCCCAUGGUACCACAUCCAGCACAUGGGUCAGCUUGGUGUUCUCCUUUCUCAAGCAAGCCCCCUCAUCAUCCCAGCCCAUCAGGAGCUCCUUUGGGGAUGCACCCUGCUACUCACCCAGUUCCCAGCUCUUCCAGCCUUCCUUCUCAUUCUAGUCCACACUUGUUCAGCUUUCCCCCAACACCUCCGAAGGAUGCCACACCAGACAACGUGACCGGCGCCAGUUCUGGAGGCAUGGACUUCAGCGGUGGCGCAGCGGGGUUCGGGACAUCGGAUGACAAAGGCACAGUCGCCGGAAUGAUAACCACGUUAAGCUCUCUCACCAGCUGCUCCGGUAGCAAGCCUAGAGAAGGUAGUAAUGGCUUCUCCACGUCUCUUAGUCCCAUCCACCAAACUGCCCAUCCCAUGCCCACUUAUCCUGCCUACAUCCCAGGUCCUCAUUCGGCUGGACCUCCGCCUUCUGCUGACCUCUCCGGCGCGAGCUACGGCUUUCACGCUACAAGCCCCUUUUUAGGCUCUAAAUCCUUACAAACAUCCUUAGUUUCCACAAACACCACGUCCACAAGUUCUGGCAACAAACCAAGAACUAAAGGAAGGUCUAGUGCGGGUACUUGCUACCGAUGGAAGUUAGGACUCACCCCUGUCUGCCAGUAUGCAGAGGGUCGAGAGUGCGUCAACUGUGGAGCGACCUCUACACCUUUGUGGCGCCGGGAUGGCACUGGCCACUACCUCUGUAACGCCUGCGGUCUCUACCAUAAAAUGAACGGACAGAACAGGCCUCUUAUCAAGCCUAAACGACGCUUGUCAGCAGCUAGAAGAGCAGGCACAAGCUGUUCCAACUGCAAGACGACAACGACGACACUGUGGCGACGGAACCAGAAUGGAGAACCGGUGUGCAACGCCUGUGGACUUUAUUUCAAACUCCACAACGUGAAUCGGCCACUGACUAUGAAGAAAGAAGGAAUCCAAACACGGAAUCGGAAAUUGUCCGCUAAGAGUAAGAAGAAGUGUGCUUUCGGUUUACACGACCGCCUCAAACCACUGGACAAGUCAUUCUCUAGUUUUACCCCAACCGGCCACUUGGGGGCUACCAUGUCCUCCAUGCCUAUGGCCGUCAACCAUUACAUGCAACAAACCAAUAUACCAAUCUCAAUGGGCGGCUACGUUACAACACCACCUAUGCACAUGAGCUCAGCACCUGGGUUCUCUGGGCUUUCACUGCCCUCUAGUGGCCCCCUACCUUUAGGCACAGGGACCUUAGGCCUACCUACUUCAAACAGUAUGGUUGGUGCCAUGGCUUGAACAUUUCUGGUGAAGACCUGUAGUGAUUAUUGUUGAUGCAGAGUACGAAUUGAUCGAAAAAAAGAAAUGUUGCUGAAUCGCGUAACUGUAACAAUGAUGAGAGAACUGUGCUGCCUUCUGUUGAACAAGUGCUUCACUAAUACUCCAGCCACAUCCUAAAGUAUUAUUGUUAUAAUUGUUCCUGAUCAGACAGUGACCGAUUAGUGGGUGUCGAUCUAAAUUCACAGGUAGCGAGCAGUUUUGCAUAUAAAGACUGAGAAAUAAUGCAUAGAAAUAAAAAGGAUCAACAGACAAUGACUGCUAGCUCCAGCUAACUGCCUUCCCUGGGAGGCUUAGUGUACAAACCAGGUCUUCCUGAAAUAAUAUGAGUGUUUAAGUUAGUGUGCAUUUCUUCAAUAUAUCCCCUUGUUAUGAAAGUGUAGAAACAUCCAAUCUCACUAACCGAAGAACCCGAUUGUAGGACGAGUAAUGAGAGUUGUGUGCUUUAAGAAGGGAAGAGUAAGCACGUUGUAUAAACAACGUCAAUGUAGAUACAUUUCCUAAACUGUCUACAUGUGUGGCAAUUGCCAAUGUUAGAAGGUGUUUUACUUAGGUACUGUACUACUCAUGGAACAACCGCUCUUCAUCUGUAUAUAAAACUCUACAGAUAGCUAAUAUUAGUGUGUUUUGGUUUACUAGAAACACAAAUAGCGCAGGUUCUCGUGCUGUUUAAACGUAUGUGUCCAAGCUUUAUUUAGGGGCGUUCAGGGCUUUGUACUGUUUGUAUCUCCAGUCAAAGCUGACCAUUGUUGUCAGCUUUCCUCCAUCUUGGUACAAGUAAUAUAUAUUAUAGAAAGUUCCUUAAGCUCUAUGUGUAAUAUAAGUAUUCUCUGUUUUAUGUGAAACAAAUAAAAGUUCAGAUUA
Messenger RNA from Limulus polyphemus (Atlantic horseshoe crab), 2760 nucleotides. Its product is annotated as GATA-binding factor 2-like. The transcript has 7 exons. Gene Ontology annotation, molecular function: RNA polymerase II cis-regulatory region sequence-specific DNA binding; zinc ion binding; DNA-binding transcription factor activity, RNA polymerase II-specific. The record is from RefSeq and is a predicted model, not a curated record. NCBI's taxonomy places the organism in Eukaryota, Metazoa, Arthropoda, Merostomata, Xiphosura, Limulidae. Gene Ontology annotation, cellular component: nucleus. The coding region runs from base 16 to 1857 and encodes 613 amino acids. Gene Ontology annotation, biological process: cell fate commitment; positive regulation of transcription by RNA polymerase II; negative regulation of transcription by RNA polymerase II.